AUGCGUUUUGCGAUGGGCGCGACACCCUCCUCACCAUCGCUCGAAAUGACCAGGGUGCGUCAAAAAAAGCCAAGUUUGCACCAAAAUAUCUCGCUUAUAGUAGAGACACGAAGGCGGUCAAUGAAGCGUCGCCAUUCAGCUACCAGCUCUCCCCCUCCCCGUUUGCCCUUGCCAUUUCUAGCCUUUCCUCCCGUGCUACGAGAAGCCAUCCACGGCCACCUAGGCUUCUGGGAGAAGCAUCAUCUUCGCGCCACCACCUCUCAGCUGGCCUCCGAAAAAAUUGGCGCAAAAACACGUCAGUACUGGCCAGCGAACAAUUAUGUGGAGGAUAUCAUCAUCUCUGCCAACAAAAAGGACAUGCGGUUUGUUGGCUUGACGCGUUGCGGUGAAGUGGGGUGGUUGUGGUCGGACGGCAGCUUCCACUUCUAUUAUGGCACCUAUAAAACGAUGGCUCGAAAUCAAGGCGGCCGGCGGAUCAGAUGUAAAGGACGCCUUACUGACAUCGUUCGGACGCCAAUGACCGAGCGCGGCCGGUCGUCGAGUUUCAAAAUCGAAGGAUUCGAUGGUGAGCGUGCUCUGACUGUCGUGAAUCAUUUUCUACGUGGAAUGAAGUCUGGUGCCGUGGGGUUGUAUGUUUGGCCGGAAACGUUGGAUGGGGAAUUGUUAUUCCCGCUGGGACGUCUCACCAUUCUACGCAUCAAUAGUCCGUCGAUGAUUUUUAAGAUAUGCCCCGAAAUGGCAUCGAUUCAAUUGAAAUGGCUGUUUCGAAACGGAUUUCCGUUGGAUAACCUUGCGGCUGUUCAGGCACUACGCUGUGAAGGACUUGGACAUGGGCAGCACUGGUUCAGCGAUUUAUGGCGGUUUUUGAACGUGGCGACAGCAGCCCAGUACUCGAAGAUGCUUUUUCAAUUCGACGGCUGGCGGUACAUCACUGAUGCCGUACGGGUAGUUCGCUCGAUAGCGCGUUGGUUCGACGAGAAUCCCGUGCAGCCAGAUAGAAGCAGAACAAUUGUCGUCACAUUCACCAUUAUAGUCAAAAGAAAGGAUAUGGAAGUGCUGCGCCAGUACCAACUUCGCAUGCUGCCAAAGCCAACCCGGCCCGAGAUAGAGAUUGGAUUGUCAGUUGUCCGCCGCCGCCGUGCCGAGUGGCUAUUCACAUUUUGUUUGGCCGAAAAAGCCAGUCUUUUCUUUCCAUAUGCGGCACCAAAUACGACACGUAUCUUUCCGAUGGGUUUCCGAAUGAUGAUCGCUGGCGCGGCCACAGAA
Messenger RNA from Mesorhabditis spiculigera, 1266 nucleotides. The record is from the annotation of a GenBank genome assembly. NCBI's taxonomy places the organism in Eukaryota, Metazoa, Nematoda, Chromadorea, Rhabditida, Rhabditidae.